Messenger RNA from Exophiala oligosperma, 654 nucleotides. RefSeq lists its product as uncharacterized. Bases 1 to 654 code for a protein of 217 amino acids. The transcript has 2 exons. Lineage: Eukaryota; Fungi; Ascomycota; Eurotiomycetes; Chaetothyriales; Herpotrichiellaceae. The record is from RefSeq and is a predicted model, not a curated record.
AUGUCUAAGUUGCCCAGCGAGUUGUUGUGCGAAGUCAUCUGCCCGCGGGCGAAGACUGGGGAGAAGGACAACAUCAUUUCGACUUUUAAGAAGGUCUUUGAGAUUUCCACCGAGUCCGCAGCCGCAGAGGGAUCCGAGCCACCCUUCGGACUUAGAGUCUUUGACAACGUGGAAGGGCAACCGGAAGAGGCAGGGUUGUUUUUGUUCUGGCGAUCGAUUGCCCACCACGAUGGACUCUCGCAGACUCCCGGCUUCGCUCCGGCGGCUCAAAUGGUCGGCGACAAGAUCACGCCGAACCUGGAAACACCACUCCAGCCGUACUACCUCUGGACCCGACAGGUCGAUGUCGCACUUCUCGAGGCACCUUGCUGUGAAGUUAUCGAGAUCAAAGUUCAAGACUCUUCUGUCAAUGCCGUUCAGUUUGAAGAAGCCAUGAACAAGGUGUUUGACAGUUUGAAACUUCCACGAGGGUUCCUGGGAGUAUUUUACGGUCCUCAACAUGAGAACCCCGGCACAUUCAUCUUGGUGACCAAAUGGGAAGGCUCCAAAGGUGUCGUCAACAACGAUUCGUGGCUACGAGAGAGUGAGGAAAGUUUACAGAGCAUGUUUGGAGGAAAGGCACGUAUCCAAAGUAGAAGGCAGAUGUACUCUUAG